Molecule: messenger RNA, 1233 nt
Organism: Phytomonas sp. Hart1
Lineage: Eukaryota; Euglenozoa; Kinetoplastea; Trypanosomatida; Trypanosomatidae
Source: the annotation of a GenBank genome assembly
AUGACAGUCGAAGCAUCAGCAUCCUUGGACGUAUUCGACAAGGAACUUGAAGCACUAGAGAAAGUAAAGGUAUUCGAUGACGAUGUGAAGAGCGGAUCGGAGCGCAUUCUACGAGCGUUGCCCUCUCUCGACGGCGAGAGGGACACGGACACCAAAGUUCGGAUACUUCUGCUCCGCAGCCGAGCCCGGCUGCUUCUUCCUUGCGUUUCGAAGGAGGCUGAGCGGGAUAUUCAAACGGCCCUGAAACUCAGGCAGUGCCCAAUGACGUGGUUGGACCUCAGCGAGUGUUAUUUGCGCCGCAAUGCCUUUAAGGAGGCUUGCGAUGCGUUGGAUAACGCCUUGCUGAUGGAUCCCGGCAACACCGCCGUGCUAUGCCGGUACAGCCAAAUCCAGCGCAACCGGUGCAGCGAAAAGGGCUUAACGGAGGCCCAAAGGCUGAUCUUCCUCUCCGACGCGGUGUCUAAAUCCCACAAAGCGGUCCAGACCAACGUUGAGGACCCUGAUGCCUGGAAUUCUCUUUCCCUUUCGCUGCUCUCCAAGGCGGCGGCUGGGCGAAUUGGUUAUGACGCCAUACGAAAGGCCUUGGCUGCCAUUCAACAGGCGCUUAAACGCGUUCAGGAUGAUCCCGAUCUGCACUACAACAAAGGGGUUCUUGAGAGUUUGUUAGGCCACUUUGGGGAGGCCGCAAUGGAGGCCUUUCGUGCCCAUGAGCUGGACGGCCAUCGCCUGAAGGGUGCCAAAAGUUUGUGCGAGCAGAACAUUGAUCUUCUGCGAAAGGCAAUCAACCGGGGUAAAAUUUUGAGGACCAUGAUGAAGCGUGAUCUUAAAAAGUUCCUCGCGAGUAUCUCGGAAACCGUGAAACGCCGCGCCACUCAGAAAGUCACCUUGGAGUCAGCCUGGAUAGACAUGGCGGUAGUUGAGGCGUUGAGUGAACCCACAAUGCAGCCUUUAGUGAUUUUGACUGUGAAUCAAGAGUCUGAUCUCUUUACAGUCCUACUGUACGAAGUAAAUAACUCAUGUGUGAAAAUUGGCGAUGUCAUUUCAUUUCCGGCAGCUAGUCAGCAUAUGACGAUUUUGCAUGAAGUCUCAGCAAUUCCGUUCUUGCAGAUAGACGAAUUCUCGACGUCAAUGGUUCACUAUUACCCGUUCUUAGACGCUGUAGAGAUUAAUGGGAAGCCCAUCUCGGUGAAGAAUCGGGUUCCUGUCCAAAUGUGUUCUCGUCUUUUUGCAUAG